Marchantia polymorpha subsp. ruderalis is the source of this 4037-nucleotide messenger RNA. Lineage: Eukaryota; Viridiplantae; Streptophyta; Marchantiopsida; Marchantiales; Marchantiaceae. The record is from the annotation of a GenBank genome assembly.
GUGAAUCUCUCCCACUCUGCCAACAAUUUAAUCUUCGACCGAAUGCUUUGCGUGCUCGAUUGAUGGCCCUGGUGCUUACGAUCAUGCAAUGCAAGCGGGCUUGAUUCCGACAGCUUGAUCCGUCAAGGUUGCGCACCUUGAAUGAUUGGCACGCAGCGUUACAGAAAGAGAGGCGAGCAGACCAUCGCCGGAGAAGAUACAUGUUCCACGAAGUUUGGCAAUCUCUUGGUUGGCAAUCUUCGGAGUGAGUCAUUUCUGGAUUAGAUGACGUGUUUUGGUCAAAUGGGCGCCGCCGCGGUUGAUUUGAUUUCUUCACGUGUUUGUGAGUCGUAGGGAGAUCUUUAGCUGGAUUGUACUCAAUGCUCACAUUUUCUGAAUUGCGCCAAAGCCUGCACGAGGCUGAUGAACGCUAUAUAGCCUACAUUGCAGCUCUGUCUAUCCAACCACUGCCGACGACAGAGCCUCAUCUGGCACAUUACAUCCGCACAUGAAUUGGAACCGCUUUGUUCAACUCUAGACUGAGUAUUGUCCUUUCAAACCAGCGUCGUGAGAGGACUUUGCUGUGCGUUAUUAUGUAUCCCAACCGUUUUCUCCCCCGUGGGAUUCAUGGAAAUCGUCACUUUAUCACGUUCAGCUGUCCCUUUUAUCGUUGGACCUCGUAAGGCUUGCGCCGGUGACGUUCCUGAAAUUAGUGUAGGAUCUGGGGCGAGAUUUGACGGAAACAAGUGUGGAUCAAGACCGAGGAUCAGAGUGAAUUUAGAGUCGGAGAUUAAAUCGACGCGUCAAAUUGGGUACUUCACGAGAUUCUCUCUUCUUCGGAAUAGGUGCAUAAAAACCGGGUGGAAUUUGUGGAGUACUCCUUCACAUUUGGAUUCUGUUCCACGUUAUUUAAGGCGCCUGCAAGCAACGGCACUGGGAAGGCCUUCCGCCAAAGGACAAUUAACAAAUUUGAAGUCCUUGGCCCUUGAAUCUGUGCAUUCUUUCGUUCCAGCGCCUUUAUAUUUUAUCCCAUUAGUUUCAAGAAGGCUUGAAAACUCAAUUCCAGGAAGGACCCUUUUUUCGUCCUCGGCACGCGCGCAUCCUGUCGAAUCAGAGAUGUGUAUCGGAAUGGAAAUCUGCGAGGAUCUCAAGAUCGAAGAUGCAAAGCUUCUAGCAUACGGAGCUCAAAUUUUGUCUGAGGUGCCAGGCAAUAUUAUCUUUACGCCAGAUAGAAAGUCCGGCUUGAACAAUGGAGGCUUCCUUGGUUUCAAGGCUUCAGAGAGCAAGCACACACACUCAGUACCGAUUGGUGUGUUCAAAGGCUUACGGUUCAUGUGCUGCUUUCGAUUCAAACUGUGGUGGAUGACCCAAAGGAUGGGAUCCCUUGGGAUGGAGGUUCCUCUAGAAACUCAGUUUAUGUUGGUAGAGAGUACAGACUCGCCUCCAUUUGGGGACGACAUGGACUGCCGCCCAGAGAAUAAUUCCGUCUACACAGUUUUUCUUCCACUACUGGAGGGAGCAUUCAGGACUUCUUUGCAAGGAAACGAGAAGAACGAAAUUGAGCUGUGUGUAGAAAGUGGAGAUCCUGUUGCUCAGACUUCAGAGGGCCUGCAUUCCGUGUAUAUAAACACUGGAUAUGAUCCAUUUGAAGUCAUAACAGGAGCUGUAAGGGCUGUUGAGAGUCAUAUGCAGUCUUUUACAAGACGAGAGAACAAGCGGAUGCCAGGUAUUCUAGAUUAUUUUGGAUGGUGCACGUGGGAUGCAUUCUACACAGAUGUCACAGCCGAGGGGGUGAUGGAAGGUUUAAAGAGUCUGGCAGAAGGCGGCUCUCCGGCUCGAUUCCUUAUUAUUGAUGAUGGAUGGCAAUCUGUUGCUGCUGACAAGCCACUAGACGUGACUGUAACUGAAGGCACACAAUAUAGCAGCAGGUUGACAAAUAUUAAGGAGAAUCAAAAGUUUUUGAAAGACGGAAAAAGCUUUGGUCUUCAUCACAUUGUUCCAGAGGUCAAGAACAAGUUUGACGUCAAAUAUGUCUAUGUCUGGCAUGCACUUGCGGGAUACUGGGGAGGAGUUCAACCCGAUGGCGAGGGAAUGGAGCAGUAUGAGUCUGUUGUGACAUAUCCUGUUCAUUCACCAGGUAUUUUGGGGAAUCAGCCGGAUAUGGCCAUCGACAGUCUUACAGUAAAUGGACUAGGCCUCGUCAACCCGAAAAAGGUUGCAGAUUUUUUUAACGAGCUCCAUGGUUACCUCAGGACGGCCGGAAUUGAUGGUGUGAAGGUUGAUGCCCAAAGUAUUUUGGAGACUCUGGGAGCUGGUUUUGGGGGCCGAGUGUCCAUCACAAAGCAAUUUAACCAAGCGCUGGAAGAAUCAAUAGCUAAGAACUUUCCUGACAAUGGGUGCAUCGCUUGCAUGUGCCACAACACGGACAGUAUCUACAGUUCUAAGCAAACUGCCGUUGUCAGAGCGUCAGAUGACUUUUGGCCGAAAGAUCCAGCAUCACAUACGAUUCAUAUUGCAUCCGUGGCAUAUAACACCUUGUUUUUGGGGGAGUUCAUGCAGCCUGACUGGGACAUGUUUCAUAGCUUGCAUCCAGCAGCUGAGUAUCACGCUGCCGCUCGUGCCGUAGGUGGAUGUUCAGUUUAUGUGAGUGACAAACCAGGAAAUCACGACUUCGACUUGCUUAGGAAAAUCGUUCUCCCCGAUGGAAGGGUGCUUCGUGCUCAGUUACCAGGAAGACCUACUCGCGAUUGUUUGUUUACUGAUCCAGCUCGUGAUGGCGUCAGCUUGUUGAAGAUUUGGAACUUGAAUCUGUUCGGGGGAGUUGUAGGCGCCUUCAAUUGUCAAGGUGCUGGUUGGUGUAAGGUUAACAAGAAGAAUGCCAUACAUGAUACUGCACCAAAAGCCAUCACUGGUAGCGUGCAUGCAAGUGACGUGGACUCUCUAGCCAAAGUAGCUGUAGAUGGCUGGAAAGGAGACUGCGUUGUGUAUACACAUCGUGGAGGCGAGUUGAUUCGCCUGCCACGAGGGGCCGCGAUCCCGCUGACGCUCAAAGUUUUGGAGUUCGAGAUUUUUUCAAUUUCUCCUAUAAAGACCUUAGCGCCAGGUAUGUUUUUCGCCCCAAUUGGACUUAUCAACAUGUUCAACUCCGGCGGGGCAAUCGAAACCCUUGGGUAUGAAAUACUGGAACACGACCUGCUCAACAUGUACAACAUGAGUGGAGAUUCGGAGCCUAUUGAGGGCUUGAACGAAAACAUGACAUGGAGCAAUGAUUUUAGCCAACAAGCCACUUCGAAUAAUACUCAGGUACCACUGGCCUUAGUUCGAAUGAAAAUAAGAGGGUGCGGACUGUUUGGAGCGUACUCAUCAAAGCGGCCAAGAUUGGUAUUCGUGAACUCUGAAAUCGCAGAGUUCACGUAUGACUUUCAAACUGGAUUUUUGAAACUGGAUCUACCAAUCUCAAAAACGGGAGAAAGUUGGGAUCUGAUUAUUGAGGUGUAAAUGUUCUAAAUUGUCUUUGAGACUAUCCAUAGUUGUAAAUAUAGAUGGGGAGAGUAUUAAGUGCAACUGCCAUAUGUCUCUGAAGCUAAUCUGCAUGUUCAUGCCCACUUAACAUGAAUAUACAGAUUAGCUUCUCCCAAGUUGCAGCACCUUGGGAGCUCUCCUAGUCGGAACAUCUCCCUGCAACUUAGCAUCUCCCAAGUUGCAGCACCGGACUGCACUUGGUGUAAACCACGUCCUCUAAAUUAUCACUCAUGAAUGGGUGGGUGUUCUGAAGGCGGAUUGCCCAAUGAACUACCGGGAUAACCUCCGGAAUCUCUGCCAAUAAUUACGAAGGGGAGAUAUGAGAGUUAAGCCUUGUUGGAAUUCCCGAAUGGAUGGUGUAUCGAUGCAUUACUCUGCAUGGGAAGGUAGAGAUACUGUCAGUCCUGAGCAGGAAUGUGGUGUAGUUGCUAAGUCCGAGUUUUGGUAACUUAUUUUUCCAUCUCCGCGUGAGAGGAUGAUUCUUUCACUUCAGUUUGAAGUGCACAUGAAAUAAAAUAAAUAUAGGAAGAUACCGU